Eimeria maxima is the source of this 3435-nucleotide messenger RNA. RefSeq lists its product as hypothetical. Lineage: Eukaryota; Apicomplexa; Conoidasida; Eucoccidiorida; Eimeriidae. Gene Ontology annotation, biological process: regulation of transcription by RNA polymerase II. The coding region runs from base 1 to 3435 and encodes 1144 amino acids. Gene Ontology annotation, molecular function: transcription coregulator activity. The transcript has 5 exons. The record is from RefSeq and is a predicted model, not a curated record. Gene Ontology annotation, cellular component: nucleus; SWI/SNF complex.
AUGCUACAGCAGGUUGCCGUCCCUCCGCCCUCUAGGGAGCGCGUAGUAGCAGCAGCACUCGAGUCAGCAGCAGCAGCUGCUGCUGCUGCUGCAGAGGCAAACGUGCUGCAGGAGCAACAGGAAGCAGCUGCAGCGGCAGCAGCAGCUGCUGCUGCUGCCGGGGCCGAAGUCGCCCAGGCAGAGCAGCAUGCAGCAGCAGCAGCAGCAGCAGCAGAAGCCCCGCCUCCACCUACGGAGGAAGCAGCAGCAGAUGCUGCAGCAGCAUCCUCCUCUCCCUCCCAGUCACAAGAGCAGCAGCAGCAGCAGCAACCGGAGCUGCAGCAGCAGCAACCGGAGCUGCAGCAGCAGCAGCUGGAGCAAGUGGCGGAGCAGCAAGAUGCCGUAGCUGCUGCUGCUGCUGCUGCUGCAGACACAGCAGCAGCAGCAGCAGCAGCAACAGAAACGUCUCCUGUCCCCUCCACUGUGCAGGAGACAGACAGUCUUUCUCAAGCAGCAGCAACAGCAGCAGCAGCAACACCACCAGCAGCAGCAGAAGCCGCAGCAGCAACGCCUCCACCCGUUGGGGAUAGUACAGACGAGGCAGCAGCAGCAGCAACAGCAGCAGCAGCAACAACACCAGCAGCAGCAGCAGAUGCAGCAGCAACUUCCUCAUCAGUAGACAACAACAGCUCUGUUGCCUCUUGUGUGUUACCUGACGACACAGCAGCAGCAGCAGCAGCAGCAGCAGCAGCAGAGGCAGCAGCAGCAGAAGCAGCAGCAGCAGCAGCAGCAGCAGCAGCAGGGGAACCUGGUGCUGAUGAAGCUGCAGCACUAAGUGCUGCUUAUGGUGCUGGUGGUUUUCCUGCGCAGCUGCAGCAGCAACUGCAGCAGCAGCUGCAGCAGCAACUGCAGCAGCAAUUAGAGCAGCAGUUACAGCUACAGCAGCAACUGCAGCAGCAGCAGCAACUGCAGCAGCAGCAGCUGCUGCUGCCUGAUUGUUUAAACUAUGGAGCCGAUGGUGCCUUCGUGUCUUCUGCUUCCUUAGAUGGUAUGGGCCUCCCUGGUCUAUCAGCAGCAGCAGCAGCAGCAGCAGCAGCAGGAGCAGCAGCAGGUGCAUCUGGUGGUCUCUUUGGUGGAUCUGCUGCUGCACCGCAGCAGCAGCAAGCAGCAGCAGCAGCAGCAGACCGUUUUGCUUCUCUUGCUGCUCUUGCUAAUAUUCCUCUACCUACGCAGCUAUCAGGCAUGCACCCCGCGCUGCUGUCUGCUGCUGGCUUGCCGCUGCUGCAGCAGCAGCAGCAACAGCAGCAGCAGCAGCAGGGAACUACAACUCCUCAGGAUGCAGCAGAUGCACAGACCAAUGGUGUUGCAGAAGCAAAUGGCCUGCAGCAGCAGCAGCAGCAAGAUGCUGCUGCUGCCACGUCUGAUGAUGCAGCAGCAGCAGCAGCAGCAGCAGCAGCAGCUGCUGCUGCUGCUGGUCCUAUCCAGAUGAAUGGACAGGAGCAGCUGCUUCUGCAGCAGCAACUGCUGCAGCAGCACUUAUUGCAGCUUGCAGGACAGCAGCAGCAGCAGCAAGCUGCUGCUGCACUGAGGGUCAAGACCGACGCAGCGGAAACAGAAACAGAAUCAGCAGCAGCAGCAGCAGCAGCAGCAGAUGGACAGCAGCAGCAGCAGCAGCAGCAAAAGGACGGCAUAUGGCUUAAGCAGGAAGACGAGAAGCAAAAGGAUGGAGAAGGCAAGACAAAUGCUGCUGCUGCAGCAGCAGCAGCAGAGAAGCAGCAGCAGCAGCAGCAGCAGCAGCAGGAUGAUGGCAGCAACAAAUCGCAAACAGAUGAUUUUUCUUCCCUUUUAAAGUGUUGGCCAUCCAAUGGCAGUUAUCCAAUGAUGCUGCAGCUGCCUGCUGCUGCUGAUGCAGCAGCAGCAGCAGCAGCAGUAGGUACACUAGAAGAGUUGCAGCUAAAGGCUGCUGCUCAGGGAGACAGUGCUGCUGCUGCUCAGCAGCAGCAGCAGGGUUCAUUAGCAGCAGCAGCAGCAGCUGCAGCAGCAGCUGCUGCUGCAACAGUUGCUUUUGAUCCAUUUGCUGCUGUCAGCAGCGAUGAGCAUCUUGCUGUGCUGCAGCACAUUCGUCUCCUGUCCCUAAAGACAGCAGCAGCAGCAGCAGCAAAAGAGAGGUCACAGGAAGCACCUGCUGCAGCAGCAACAGCAGCAGCAGCAACAGCUACAGAGAAUGGUGAUAAAGAUGCUGCUGCUAGUGGUACUUCUGCUGCUGAUACACCUGGGGGUUCAGACACAGCAGCAACAGCAGCAGCAGCAACAGCAGCAGCAGCAGCAGCAGGGACAGAAGCAACAGCUGAGACUGCUUCUUGUGACAACAGCUCAACAUCAGCAGCAGCAACAACAGCAGCAACUGCAGCAGGAGGAGAGAAGCAGCAGCAGCAGCAGCAGCAGCAGCAGCAAGAAGAGGAGGAUGUAGUAGAGGAAAGAGUAUUAACAUUAAGAGAAGAGCAGCAGCAGCAAGUGCAGCAGCUGCUGGAGGGAUUAACAGCAGAAGAAUUAUCUUCUGCUGCUGCAGCAGCAAAAGCUUCCUCCUCUUUGCUGCAGCAGCAGCAGCAGCAAGGAGAGCAGCAAGAAGAAGAUCCAUUAGAUGAGAGAUUAAGGGCAAUUAGUUCUUUCCUUAAAUCAUUAGAAGGAACAGCAGCAGCAGCAGCAGCAGCAGCAGCAGCUAACCAACCUUCCUGGAUGGUUCCUGAUUUGUUUGGUCGUGGUUUAGCAUCAGAUGCUUUGCUGCAGUCUGCUCUCUUCCAAUGGGUAGCAGCAGCAGGAGGAGGAGGUGCUGCUGCUGCUGCUGAUGGUGGUGCAGCAGCAGCAGCAGCUGCUGCAGCUGCUGCAGCAGCUGCUGCUGCAGGAGCAGGAGCAGGUAAUGAUGCUACUGGUGUUAUGCAACAAGGGGGACUAUUCUUAGGUAUGCUGCCUGAGCUGCAGGCAGAGCAGCUGCUGCAGGAGCAGCUGCUGCAGGAGCAGCUGCUGCAGCAGCAGCUGCUGCAGCAACAACUUACUGCAGCAGCACAUCAAGACAAUGCCCUUGUUGCUAAGGGUCUGCUGCAGCAGCAAGGAAGCAACGCUGCAUUAGGAGACUUUGCUGCUACUGCCUUACAGGUCCCUCAAGGCAGCACCAAGAGAUCAAGAGGGCGCAGCAGGAAGUUGCUGCACUUUGAUGCUGCAGACCCAACAGGAGGUAUUCUUCCUUCUUGUUCAUUAGGUACAGAUACAGCAGCAGCAGCAGCAGGAGGAGGAUCAACAGUUAUUCCUUCAGGUGCAGCAGCAGGUGCAGCAGGUGGAUCUCCUGGUGGAGUAAUAGGAGCAGCAGGACAUCAGCAGCAGCAUCAGCAGCAGCAGCAGCAGCAGCAGCAGCAGGAGCAGCAGCAGCAGCAGCAGCAGCAGGAGGUCCACCAUCAUUAA